AUGAUUUAGUGAUGAAUGUUUUAUACGAUAAUUUUAUAAACCAGUUAGUAAUGUAAUAAACUGAUUGAUAAAAUUUAGGUGAUUCUAUCUACCAAUAUUGCCGAAACUUCAAUCACAAUCAACGACGUUGUGUACGUAAUCGAUAGUUGUAAAGCGAAAAUGAAGCUGUACACAUCACACAACAAUAUGACGAGUUAUGCGACCGUGUGGGCAAGUCGUACGAACCUUGAACAACGUAAAGGGCGUGCUGGACGUGUCCGUCCUGGCUACUGUUUUCACUUGUGUUCGCAAGCACGUUACGAAAAGCUUGACGAACAUAUGACCCCCGAGAUGUUCCGUUCCCCAUUGCACGAAAUAGCAUUGAGCAUUAAAUUGUUACGUCUGGGUGGCAUUGGGCAUUUCCUAAGUAAAGCUAUUGAACCACCACCCCUGGACGCCGUCAUCGAAGCUGAGGUUCUUUUGAGGGAAAUGCAAGCAUUGGAUUCCAAUGAUGAGUUGACCCCUUUGGGAAAAAUCCUUGCAAAAUUGCCUAUAGAGCCUCGUUUAGGUAAAAUGAUGGUGAUGGGCUGUAUUUUUAUGUACGGGGAUGCGCUGGCCACUAUGGCUGCUAACUCGUCCACAUUUCCUGAAAUUUUCGUGCUGGAAGGUUAUCAGAGAAGACUUAGUUAUCACCAACGGGCUUUGGCAGGAGACAGGUUCUCUGAUCAUGUCGCCAUGUUGACCGCUUUUGAGUUGUGGGAUAAGGCCCGUCAAGGUGGUGAAGAUGCUGAAAUUCGUUUCUGUGAGCAUAAAGGUGUUAGCAUGCCUACUUUAAGAGUAACAUGGGAGGCGAAACGUCAGCUUCAAGAAAUCCUCACAUCUGUUGGUUUUCCUGAAGAAAGUAUGAUACCCACGCACAUGGAAACUGUUGGUCCAGAUCCAAAAUUGGAUAUGGUGAUGGCUCUCAUGUGCAUGGGGCUCUACCCGAACGUGUGCUGUCAUAAAGAAAAACGAAAGGUUUUGACUCAGGAGAGUAAAGCAGCUCUAAUUCACAAAACCUCGGUGAAUUGUAGCAACCUUGCACAGACGUUUCCUUAUCCGUUUUUCGUUUUCGGGGAGAAGAUACGUACCAGAGCUGUAUCUUGUAAACAAAUGUCUAUGGUCGCUCCCAUUCAUCUUUUGCUUUUUGGGUCAAGGAAGGUUGAAUGGGUAGACAAGGUUGUAAGAUUGGAUAAUUGGAUCAAUUUCGACAUGGAUCCUCAAAUUGCAUCCGAGAUCCUGGCUUUACGCCCCGCCCUUGAAAGCCUUGUUAUAAGGGCAUCUAAAGAGCCAGAGCAGGUGUUAGAAUUAAGUCCCACAGAUGUCAAGGUGGUAAAUGUAAUCAAAGAGUUAUGCAAAUUGCACGCGGGCAGUUACGGCCUUGAACGUGCAAAUCAAAGUCACCACUUCGAUUCAAAUCGUCCUCCUCGUGGUCAUACCCUCGGAAGAGGCAUGGGUGGCCCACCACCAAAAUUCUUCCGACGAGGGGGAAACUAUAAUGACGGAAGGGGGUGGCAAGGAGGUAGAGGAGGUUAUGGAGGAGGUAGAAGUAAUUUCAGUGGCGGUCGGGGUUAUGGAGGAGAAAGAGGAAAUUUCAGGGGCGGCAGAGGUGGAUAUGAUGGUGGAAGAGGACGAGGGAAUUUUGGCGGAAGAGGCGGAUAUGGAGGUAACAACUUUUCUCAAUAUUAUUAAUUUAUUGAAUGUUUCAUUUAAUUAAGAAACUAGUCUUAUUCUGCAAUCUUAUUGCAUUAAAAUUUUAUUAGAAAGUAAAUCGUGUUUUCGUUCCAAUUUUGUAUUUAUUUGUUAAAA
Messenger RNA from Agrilus planipennis (emerald ash borer), 1827 nucleotides. Its product is annotated as dosage compensation regulator-like. Gene Ontology annotation, biological process: positive regulation of transcription by RNA polymerase II; regulation of mRNA processing. The transcript has 6 exons. Gene Ontology annotation, cellular component: ribonucleoprotein complex; nucleolus; intracellular anatomical structure. Gene Ontology annotation, molecular function: 3'-5' DNA helicase activity; RNA binding. Bases 160 to 1710 code for a protein of 516 amino acids. NCBI's taxonomy places the organism in Eukaryota, Metazoa, Arthropoda, Insecta, Coleoptera, Buprestidae. The record is from RefSeq and is a predicted model, not a curated record.